Messenger RNA from Hyalella azteca, 2305 nucleotides. RefSeq names its product methionine synthase reductase-like. NCBI's taxonomy places the organism in Eukaryota, Metazoa, Arthropoda, Malacostraca, Amphipoda, Hyalellidae. The transcript has 4 exons. Gene Ontology annotation, biological process: homocysteine metabolic process. The coding region runs from base 17 to 2176 and encodes 719 amino acids. The record is from RefSeq and is a predicted model, not a curated record. Gene Ontology annotation, molecular function: [methionine synthase] reductase (NADPH) activity; FMN binding; flavin adenine dinucleotide binding. Gene Ontology annotation, cellular component: cytosol.
UUGAUCUCUAUUAUUCAUGAACAUUAUGUAUCCUACAAAACUAAGGUUUAGGAUGCAUUCAAAGAAUCACAUAUCCCUCUUUGUAGUAUAUGCCAGUCAACAAGGGAAUGCUCAGGCCAUUGCUCAAGACUUACAUGAAGAAUUAGAAGAGCAUCUGAAAAAUAAAAAUGUUACAACAGCAGUGAAAUGUAUCAGUGAUUUUGGUGAAGAUCCAUCUCUAUUUUCUCAGUGUGACUGUAUCAUUUUCAUUGCUUCAACAACAGGUGACGGAGAUCCUCCUGACACGGCAAAGAAGUUGUGGCGCGUCCUGAACAAAUGCAGCAAGGCUCUCAAUGUAGACCACUUGACUUAUACGGUCCUUGGGUUAGGCGACACCAAUUAUACAAAUUUUUGCAACUUUGGCAAAAAUCUCGACAAAAUUCUACAUAAACUUGGAGCUAAAAGGUUCUAUCCGUGUGGGUGGGCAGACGACGGCACGGACCUCGAGAUCGUCAUAGAGCCGUGGAAGGAAACACUCUGGGCCGCAAUAUCUCAACACGUUUCCGAACUAGCGAUGCACAAAACAUUGCCAGACAAAGACUCCAAUAUGACUCACUUUUCUGCAUCAGUAGCCAAAGCGUCUCUAACGGAGUUCGACAUCCCCCCAUCUCACGAGCGGCAACCUCGAGAAAGGGAAGAUGAAUGUGAUUCCGAUGUGAUAUCUAAGCUCGAUGAACUUUGUGUUGAUGACAUCGACUUGUGUUCCGAGUGUCAUCCUUUACUAAGAUUGGAAUUGGCGAGCGAUAGAAAAUUAGUUCUUCCGAAAAUUCCUACCUUGGAUGCUAUCAUAAUAAAUAUUUCCAAUGAAAUAUAUUCGGCUGAACUGCCUAACAAAUACCAGAACGGGGCCUUGCUUCCAAGUGCCCAAUCAGAUACUAUAGAAUGUGAUAUUUUAAAAUUUCGCAGUCUUAGUAGCGAAACGCCGGGUAAAGCCGUUAAAAAAGUGGCGGAGUUGAUAUUACAACCACCUGCCGCAUGCGAGAACGACCUCAAGUACGAACCCGGUGACAGCGUUGCAGUUCUUACUUACAACAACGAACAUGACGUUAAUAUUGUGCUAGAGAAACUAUCUGUUACAAAACCUGAUAAUAAAUGCAGCCUUGAAAGAAAUCCAGAAUCGAAGAAACCGUUGCCAACGCAUCUGCCAGUCUGUAGCUCGCUCCGAGAGAUCUUUACAAGCUGUGUUGAAAUAAGAUGCGUGCCCAAAAAAGCUGUGCUGUUACAGUUUUUGAAGUGUUGCUCAGACCCUCACGAGAGUAGAUGUCUGCAAGAACUAGUGUCCAGAGAAGGUUCUGAAUUUUACAUAAAGAAGGUGGUCGAAGAUCGAAUUACUUUCAUAGAUCUUCUGUGCGCAUUUCCUUCAUGCAAGUUACAAGUAUCUACACUACUCGAAGUACUGCCCAGGUUACUUCCACGAGCGUACUCUCUGACAAGCACACCUUUGAGCAGUACUCAUUAUUUAUCAUUCGCUUACAGCCUCGCUAUCAUCCCAAAAAGUGCGGUGAGGAUGGAAGAGAGAAAGGGAGUUUGUACAGGUCUGUUCGACUCGCUCAACAGUGCGCAUGUAGACGGUGACAAGACUAGGAAACUGUCUUUGUAUCUUCGCUCAAGUCAGGCAUUUCGGCUGCCGGGUGACCCGACGAGGCCUAUCAUUAUGGUGGGCCCUGGCACAGGCGUUGCUCCGUUCAUUGGGUUCCUAAGGCACCGUGAGCAGCAGCUCCAAAUGGGUAUGUUAGACUUGACAACGAUGGGAGAGACGUGGCUUUUCUUCGGGUGCCGAUUUCGAGACGCCGAUGAGUUGUUCAAGGAAGAAAUUCAACAUUUUGUUAAUACUAAAAUCUUGACUCAUUUUCAUCAAUGUUUUUCAAGAGAGUAUUCGCGAUCCAACUUUGGUCGUCAAAUGCAGCCUCGGUACGUGCAAGAUCUUCUUGAAUGUCACUCUGCAAGACUCACUUCCGCAAUAGCUGAUGAAAAAGCGAUCAUUUACGUCUGUGGAGAUGCAUCUAAAAUGGCAAAGGAAGUACAUUCUACGUUCUCUUCAUUGCUGGCUAAACAUUUUGGAGACGAAACGCAAGCCUCAGAAUACUUGUCACAAAUGCAGAAAGAUAAAAGAUAUAUGCAAGACGUAUGGACCUGAUAUGUACACCGUCCUCACAGAGCACCUCGUAGUGGGCAUUAAAAUAACAUUAGUUUUUAUAUAAUUCUAUUUAAAUGAAUCAAGUUUGUACAUGAGAUCCACAAUAUACGCGUUGAUGGGAAAACUUAA